GCUAUUCCGAGCAACGGGAAAAUUCGCGUGACGUCGACGUCGUCGUCGUCGUCGUCCGUCGUCGUUGUGGUCGUGGUCGCGGUCGUGGUCGUGAUCAUACGCGUAAUCUCUAUAGUUGUGUCUAUAGCACAACACAAGUUGUCGUCGUGCGAAUCGCGCAAAACUGCGCGAGAGGCGUGAUGCGCAAAAAGUGUAAUCGAUGUGAUGUUUUGCGAAGGUUAUAACGAGAAUGCCAAUACAGGCACCACAGUGGACUGAAUUUCUGUCAUGUCCAAUCUGCUGUCAUGACUUUGACGUGGCCGUGCGAGGUCCCAUAUCGCUUGGCUGUGGACAUACUAUAUGUCGCGCUUGCUUGGCCAAUUUACACCGCAAGCAGUGUCCCUUUGAUCAGAGCGUUAUCAAUACUGAUAUCGAGAAACUGCCUGUAAAUGAAGCACUGUUACAAUUAUUGGGCAAUCCUGUUCCCAUUGUCACUUCAUCGGCAUCUGCAUUGAAUCAGCAGCAAAAUUAUCAGAAGCUCCUGCCAGUUGACCAACAUGCUAACUACCUGAGAGCCAAGAGUUGCAUUGAGGAGCUUGCUCUUUAUCUUAAGCCAUGUCAAAUUACCAAUGCUGCAAGUAUCGGGAGCGGAGGUGGAGGUGGAGGAUUGGUGUCACGGCCCAUGCAACGCAAACUGGUAACGUUGUUAGGUUGUCAGCUAGUAGAACCGGAAGGUAGAGCGCGCGCCUUGCGCGCCGCCCGUAGUCUCGGUGAGCGCACCGUCACAGAGCUUAUAUUGCAGCAUCAAAAUCCUCAGCAACUCAGCGCCAAUCUUUGGGCAGCGGUGCGCGCGCGUGGUUGUCAAUUUCUUGGACCAGCGAUGCAAGAGGAGGUUUUGAAGCUUGUAUUAUUGGCUUUAGAAGAUGGUUCUGCUCUUUCGCGCAAAGUAUUAGUGAUGUUCGUAGUGCAACGUCUGGAACCACAUUUUCCUCAAGCUAGCAAGACCAGCAUUGGACACGUCGUGCAACUUCUAUAUCGAGCAAGCUGUUUCAAAGUAUCAAAGCGUGAAGGCGAUUCGUCACUAAUGCAAUUAAAGGAAGAAUUCCGCACUUACGAAGCUCUUAGACGGGAGCAUGAUGCACAGAUAGUGCAGAUAGCAACGGAAGCGGGCUUGCGUAUUGCGCCUGACCAGUGGUCAGCGUUGCUUUACGGCGACACCGCUCACAAAUCUCAUAUGCAAAGUAUCAUUGAUAAAUUGCAGACGCCACAGUCGUUUGCCCAGAGUGUUCAGGAGCUUGUGAUAGCAUUGCAACGUACCCCCGAUCCUGGACAACUGAGCGGUCUCAGGCCUCAAUUGGAACUGUUAGCUGCCAUUGAUCCCAGUCCAGAAACAGAACCACCGAGUUUAGCGGAAUGUCGGGCGGCUCUAGAAGCUGUGAGAAUAGUGGUGGCUACGUUAGUGGACUUUGUUCGACAACAUGGAAGUGGUAGCAUGUGCGGCAACAAUCGGAAAUCGGCAGUACAGGAUAGUGGAGGUGGCGGAUCCGGUGCGAGUUCGUGUCCGGGUUCAGCCACCGGCAAAUACAAAGUCAGCAUGUGUAGAGACUUAGCCCUGCGGGGUACUUGUCCACGAUCCAACAAUUGUACCUUUGCUCACAGCGACACUGAGCUUGAUAAAUAUAGAUCAAAGAAUCGUAAAUUGAAUGUCAGGGCAAAUUCAAAUCAGACUGAAUCAAAGGCUGAAAAGAAUAAAAUUUUCAAUAAGCAAAACAGUGAUUUAACGACAUAUCACUCCGCCAAAGCACAUGACAGAGAUACGGUGCAACAUUCAACACCUGUUCCGAUCAACUUAGAAAAUAACUUGAUCGACUCGUUAACAUCGACCUACGUGCUACCGCUUACACCCCCGCAAAACUUACCGCACCUCAGUCUGUGCUCUGUAAAAGGAGGAACCAUGAUGAGCAGUGGAGGGUCUCCUAAUGUUCAUUGUUCUGGGCAUUACAUAAUGCCUCCAGGUCCCAUUCCCACUGUUGAUUACGGACCUUCGUUGACAACCACAACAAAUCUCGGGAUGUGGGACACUCCACAAAUUGUACCGACAAAUCAAGUAACAACAAAUCAAGUAACGACACAUGACAAAAAACGAACGGCCAUGGCAAAAACUAUGUUGGCAAUGUUGUUGCAACGUAGGAUGGAAAUCCUAAAUCAGUUAGAAAUGAUCGUUGGGAAACAGCAACAGCAGCAACAACAACAAUUAAUAUCACCGCAAAUGAAAACAACUUAUGAUCUUCAGCAAGAAGGAGAUUUAUUGACUACACCUAAUAACUAUUCCAUAUGGACCGCUGCGAAUAGUUUCCGUUGUUCAUCCGGAACGAAUACAUCUCCACCGCCCUCAUCAGCCUCACACCUACUCGACGAUGAUGGUCCCUUUAUGUCUCCAUUAGACGUAUCUCCUGCAACUUUACCACCUAUUAAUAAACAGGCACCCAUCUCGAGACUGCCUAAAACUCUGAUAAGAUCUUCCUACAAUGGAACUCUGCAGCAUCUCUACAGUGAGGGGAUUGAUCCCACUCCUAUUCCUACGCUAUCUACCGCAUUUAGACCUCCAAACUCUGUAACCUCAUGGUAUUAUGGUAAUCAACCAUACGCAGCGGUUGGUAUGAAUGGGAUACAAUCAAUGAUACCAACGAGCCCCAGUGGUGGUGACAAUGAUAACAGUUUUACCGCCGAUAAUUAUGUCGCUCUCGGCCGCAAUAUCAUUGCACCAGAAUCACAAUUCUCGAGAUCGGAGUGUAUGUCAAAGGAUCUGAUUUUGGAGUCACAGAAAGUGAAGCAGCAACUUAAACAUCUGGAGAAGAAAAUCAAUGAUUUAAAGUUGGCUACGCAAGGAGCUACUACUUUCGUCACGGCAGGCGAGCGGUUGACGCAAGAAUUGCGAAUGAUCGAGGCGGGUAUUAGAGAAAGGGAGAGAGAUGUACGAAAUUGGAGCAAUCCAUUUGGUAGUGGUACCGGUACUAACACCAUUCCUUGGAUUCAACAGUCUUCUAACGAUUGGCUAUCAAAUCAAGAAUAUAAUACGGAUUACAAAACAGAGGAGGAGGAUACAUACGAGGCUGGGAUAGCAAAUGAUAUGCGCGAACUAGAACUGCGAUGGGAAUUUGAGCUACGUGAACAGGAAAAGCACUGGUCCAGUGGAGGCGAGAAGGAUAACGUCACCACCGCUACCUCCAAGAAUAAAUAGACCGCCAAUCUCCUUUCCUUACUAUUUUUCCUUUAACUCUGUUUUCCUUUCUCGUCUAUUUUUUUGGGGGGGGGGGGAGAACAUGUAUUUUUUACAUGUCAAAAUCAAUCUGAUCCGAUCUCCUCAAAUUAAUACGAUUGAAGGUAAGUAGAAUUCCUUCAAUCCCCGUAGAGAUUGAGAAAUGCAUACAGUAUGCGCAGGCGUGCGGAACUCUUUCUCGAUUUUUCACAUUAAUUAAUUAGGAAAUCACACGAUGAAAAAUUAUAGAAAUUGUACAAUUUUAAUUUUGAUUAUAUAUACACAUAUAUAGAUAUGUAUGUAUAUAUAAUUGGGUUGUUACACAAGUUUCUUCGGUCCUUUUACUUUUUUCAAUGAAACAUACAAUGAAAAUGUUCCAUUGAUAAAAAGGCAAAAAAAAAUGGAACAAACUUAUGUAACAAUCCAAUAAAAUCGAUAAUUAUCAAUCGCAUUGAGUGCAUCAGUUCCUGGACUGUUGAAAUUAAGCAACAGUUUAGCCACGAUACUUGAUCAGAUAACUACAUGAGUUUGGGAAAAAACGUCAAAUUCAACAUAAUUAGUAUUGUUUACGUAAAGCAAUUAAAUAUAAUCAUUAAUUUCUAAAUUAACGAUCUUUCUCAAUUGAUCUCUCGAAUGGACCUGUUAUUUUUCUCUAAUUUAAGAGAGAGACCGAUAGGCAAAGUAGUGAAAUUUACGAAAGAGAUAUAUUUAUUUUUACGGGAUUUGUUAAAAUUUAGCUUAGCACACGGUCAAUGUUUUAUAAACAAUGACUCCGCAAGGUAUGCGGAAACGAAGAGGAAUAUAUUAAUUAACAUAUUUAAUUAUAUGCAGAUUUCGUAUAUUCUCUAUUGAUAAUAGUACGACAUCACGUAUACAUAUAAUGAAUAAUACAUUCUAAAAGAAUGCUGAUCGCGUUUGACCUGAUCGAUAAGGUUUGCGACCGAUAAUAACAACCACACGUUAUUACAUUAUAUGCUUAUACAUACAUUGUAGAUAUAUGCGUUAAAGGAGAAAUCGCGUCCCUUGUAAAGGACGCUAUAUUUAUAGAAUUUCUAUAUUCCGAAAACGAAAAGGAAAACGAAACCGCUGUCUCGGCUCGAUGACGAUAACUUUUAUGUCUUGUUUUAUAACUUUGAAAAAAUCUUCUUUUCAAGAAUCAAUUCUGAUCUUCUCUAAUUUUUUAUGUCCGAAUAAAAGAAUUCUUUUAUUUUAUUAGUAAAAUUUGAUGUUUAAUAAAAUAUUGUAAUGAAAUCAAUCUGUAUGUUAAAUUUCCGUGGACACGCAAAAAUAAUGAUAAUAUUAUUAAUGUUAACAUCAAUUUUAUCAAUUAUUGAUGAAUAACCAGAAAUUAAAAAUUUUCCAAAUUUUGCUGAGAGUUUAUAUUUCAUGGAAAAGCAAAAUGAGACUUAGGAAUGUCUCGAGAGAGAGAAGUCUAGUAGUUAUCCUUUUCGGAGAUCUCCUUUUAGGAGAUCGUUGCAAUAGCAAUUUGAAAUCGUCUCUUUUUUUCUAUUUUUGCGAAAUAACAAAGAGCGAUAAAAACAAUUCCAGUUUUAGUGGAAGCAAGAUUUUUUUUUAUAUAGGCGGAGUCUCGUUGAUUCCACUUUACAAAUCCUCAAGAGGACACACACACACAUAUUUAUACACAUAAUAUACUCGAACGGAAGAUGUCUUUUUUUUUUUUUAACAAAAAGUUAAUUCGGAUAAUUCGAGUUUUUUUCUUUUUUUUACAUACAUACACACACACACACACACAAACGUACGAUUUUCGUGUAUAUUAUAUUAAUGCGUUUCAUUUUUUUUAGUACUGUGUAAAAUUGAAGAUAAUUCAUAGAAGAUUAAUAGUUAUAUGCCGUUUUUACUUUAAUUAAUAUGUUUUUUUAAGAAAAGAAUUAAAUUAUUAUUUAAAUUUCUAUCUUUAAAGAGAAGAUUAUGGAAUUAAAGCAUUAAUUUUUUCUAAAUUUUUGUGUACAACCGAAAUAUGUUAUUAUUUGUUUUAUAUCCAAAAAUUUUUGGAAAUUGUUUAAAUAUUUUUUUUUACGAUUGUUCAUAGAAAUUAAAAACGCAUUGAUCUUUUCUUUGCAAUUUUGUACAAUUACUAUUAAGUCUUACAUCCUAAUUUUUUAUUUUUUGCGAAAAUAGAAAUCGAAAUUAGUUAUUCAAUAAUAUUCGCAUAAAUUUUUUUUUUAAUUUAAGUUGUUACAAGGUUUUUCAAAAUUUUUCUUUCGAAUACUUAAUCUUUAAUACUUUUUAUGUCGAAUUAUAUAUCUGUGGCAAUUAUUUUGGUAAAAUCGUUUUAAAAGAAACGUGCUACAGUGAAAACAAAUUUGUAUUCGCAAUUUAAUCGAUGAUAUUUUGUUAUUAAUUAAAUUUUUAUUCUUUGACUUAUGAUUGUUACUUUUUAUCGAGAUUUAAAUCAUUAAGAGAUUAUGUACGACUUCGAUAUAAUUUAAUCAUGCGAAAUUUAUUAUCAAUCCGCAUAGAUCGUCUAUAGCUAGCCUAGAUAAAAACAUUUGGUGCAAUUUGAUUUGUUCUUGUUCGUUAUUAUAUGUAAUAAUAAUUGCGAAAAUGUUUAUUAUAUGAGUUAUUAUAGAUUAUGUGUGUGCGUGCGAAUGUGCGCGCGUGUGAUGUGCUUUUUUCUUACCGAUUUUUUUUUCGACGAUAAUCGUAAUACAUAAUUCUUCAGCGCGGCUGAAGAAUUAUUUAACAACAUAUUUGAGAGAUUUUUUAAUAAAACGUAAAAUAAUUUUCUUAAAUAAAAAUAGAUGAAUAAAUAUUUUUCCAACAAUUUUUAAAAAAUAAAGAUAUAAAUAAAAAUAUAAAGGUAACAUAUGAAGUAUUUGUAGCGAGUAUAAAAAUAUUCGUGCAAGAAGUACUUCUUAAAACCUUAUUUUUAAAAACUAAACAUUAAUUAGCAAUUUAUUCAUAAUAAUUUACAUAUGUAUGUACAUACAUACUGUAUGUAUUUACGUAUGUAAGUACUUGUUAUAAAUAAGUUACUAAUUAAUAUUUAUUUUUUAAAAACAAGGUUUUAAAAAAUAUUUUCUGUACAAAUACUUUUUACACUUGCAUUUUUUUAAGCAAUAGAGUUUGACACUAAUAUUUGACACUAAUAUUUUAUCGUUAAAAAGUAUUAAUUUUUUUGUAUAGAUUUUCCUAAUGUAUCUCUUAUUUAGAAAUAAGCUAUAUUUUAAAAUUAAGAAAAUUUGAAUUCUUUUCUCUAACAUUACGCAAAAUUAUUUUUUUAUACACACGCGUGCACGCACACACAGGUAUACGUAUACGUAUAAGAAUCAUUCUUAUAUAGCGUAUCGCUUCAGCAAGGACUAUCCGUUAUAUAUGCCUUUAGUUACACACCGCCGAUUCAUCUUUUUCUCUUUUUUUUAAUUAUUAUUCUCGUUAUGAAAUAUUUUUGAUUAACAAGGAGUGGAGAAAAAGCGAAGAAAAAGGCUUUUGUAAAAACCGAAUUUUUGAUUAAUCGGAAUUCGUAAUUUCUCGAUUAAUAUUCGUGAUAUAAUGGUUGUUAAUUUCGCUGAGGCGCAGAUUCCUAGUGCCAUUGGCGCGUCGAAAUGAUUCUGAUGUUUAUUAAUAAAUAUAUUCCUAAUUAUAUUAAUUAUUAAGAUCUGAAAUGUUUAAUAUUUUACAUAUUGUAUUAUAGAAUUAGCUCAUUUCAGUUUCUCGAAUGAAUAUUAUAAUAUUUGAAACUAAUUAUAACAAAGUGGGAAAUAAAGAAUAAUUUUGUUUUAUUAUUAUUAUUAUUAUUAACUAAUGAAAUAAAAAAUUUAAUACAUUUUUGUGAUAACGCUAGUUUAUCAAGCGUAUUGAAUAUCAUAAUAAAAUUCGAUAUUAAUAAUACUCCAUUAUUUUAGCCGAAGAUUAGACUUCUGCGCGAAAAUAACUCUUAUUAUAAAAAUAUGGUGGUUAAUUUGUUAAGAAUCAUUUUUGCGUGCCAAAAACACUGUUGAAUAUAUAUCAAAUUCUCUCUAUGUAAAGGGAAAACAUGAAAAAACCCGGGAAGUAACGAGCGCAACGCGCAAUGCUGUGUUUGUGCAAAAUGUGCUUCUGAUUUAUUAUAUUGCAUGUUAAACAUGUUCGCCAGCUACUACUGUGUAUGUACGGCUGAGAUACAUACGUGUCGACAAUGAUACGACGAUUCUACUUGAUGUAUUAACUCGUUCCUUGUUUGAACAUUAUAAUAGUAAUACGGUGCGAUAUAGCUGUAUCACAUAUCGAAGUAUAUGGUGAUAUAAUAUAUUAUAGUCACUCGACGCACUUACCACUUAUCAGUACAACAGAGACACGCUUGUUCCACACGGCGAAUUUCGUCGUUCUGUAUCUUUCUGUUAGUACUAAUAAAAGUAUAUAAUUAUGUAUGAUAACUAUAUAUAAUUAUAUAACUGCAUUGCACAUGAUCACGCAAAAUAAUUUAACAAUAAUUACAAUGGUGUAUCUUUUCCGAUAUUGUAAAAAAAAAUUACAACAGAAAUUUAUAAAUAUCUGUAUCUUUCCCGUGAGAAAAUAAUCUCGAUUUUUGUCUGUGUUACAAUCAAAUUCUUCUCUGAUAUUCAUUUUUAUUAGUGUCGAUUAAUUUUCAGUUUAAUUUACACUUUAUCUUUUUACUAAUCAAAAGUAAGUUUAACCAAGAUUACAGUCAACUUAUAUUAGUAGAAAUGAACAUGAAAGUAAAAGUUAACAUUCAGGUUUAAACAAGUAUUUAUUUAAAAAACCACUUGAACAAUUUCUACUACUUUACUGAGAAAGAAAGAAAUGUUUUUAGUUUAAGUAUUUAUGUAUCAAGUUUAAAUACAUAAGUACUAGAACUGAAGAAAUUUAAUCAAAUUGAAAAAUUUAGUCAACAUAUUUUUUUCAAGGCAAUGAUUUUUUUCAGUGCAGACACAUAGAUCGAAAUUAUUUUUUUUUUAAGACGAGGUAUUUUUUAUAAAAUUACGUGAUAUUAUUACAAUAAUUUCGUUAAUAUAAAAAAUUUUAUUUCAAUUUAUUUUAAUCACAUGUGAAUAAAUUAUUUAAAAAGAACACUUUUGAUAGUAGCGAAAACGAAAAUUAAUUACUUGUCAUAUCGAUUGUGAUGUAAUAACUAUCAGUUUCCGAAAAAAUAAUUGUUUUGUAAUGAAAUAUUUUACACUGAAAAAUAGAGUGAAGAUAAUUUGUUUAUAUAUAUAUAUUUACACACACAAACACACGCGCGCGCACAUACACACAUCAUGUAUAGAGUUAGUGCAUUCGCAUAUAUUUUUCAACAACUGUGUACUGUAAGUGUGAAAGUGUAAUAUAUAAAUAUAUUUAUUUACUUACGAUGGCAA
Molecule: messenger RNA, 8556 nt
Organism: Solenopsis invicta (red fire ant)
Lineage: Eukaryota; Metazoa; Arthropoda; Insecta; Hymenoptera; Formicidae
Gene: roq
Product: roquin-1
Exons: 16
Coding region: 230-3220 (996 amino acids)
Molecular function (GO): metal ion binding
Source: RefSeq, a predicted model, not a curated record